CCUGGAAGGUGAGAAGAGGGAAGGUGUUACUAGUGGUCCUGGUGGUAUAAGGAUAUGAGUUGCCAUCACUUAUCUUUCGAGGAAACACUUUAUCACAGAUACAAAGGCAUGCAGUGACAAACAAGUGUUGGUGUGACUGCAGAUUAACGUGCAUUUACUGAUAAGAAGCACACAUUUAGUGUUCAAGUUCAUACUGUUUCGCUCAAGACAAUGAAGACGAUGGCAUGGGAUAACACGCGAUGAAUGAGAGGACGAACGGAAAAAAGUCAAGAGAGAAAAAGCACAACAAAGUGUAAAAACGGGACGAUGAUCAAAAUAACGAAUGGAAGAAGAAAGUAAUAAGAUAAAUAGAAAAAAAAAACGGAAAUAGUGAAUAAAGAGAAAGAAAAGAAAAUAAAUACCGACUUUCAAAAUAAACGACGAUACCAGAUUAUGAAUUAGAUUAAAACAAAGCGCAAGAUAAUUAAUUCAACGAACCGAAAAGUGAAUUAAAUAGGAAAUUCUACCCAUAUGUACAAAAUGACCAGAGUGGACGCUAUGGAAUUCCAGCCAGAGUAUAACAGCGUAAGGUUAAAUGACCCGCCCGACCGCUACCGACAGAUCGCGCAGGAGUUCUGGGACCUGCAGGACCCCGACAGGAAGCGCAGGAUCCCCCUGGCCCGCCUCAAGGAGCGCAUCCUCAGGACCAAGGACGCCGAUGGCCUCGCCAACGCCCUCGUCAUUCAGCUUCUGCAGGAGGCCGACAAGAACUACGAUGGCUAUCUUAGCUAUGAGGAGUACAUGCAAUUCACGGAGGAGGCGAGGACGCGUGGCGAGGGGCGCCAGGGCUUCAACCGCGCCGCCCUCAGCAUCCUGCCCCGAGGCGAGAGGACGGCGGAGGCGAGGCGCUACAUCGAGUACUACCGCUGCUGCCCUCCGCCCUUCUUCAUGGUCCUCGCGUCGCUGGUGGAGAUCGGCGUGUUCACCUACUACGCCUUCGACAUGGACCGACCGAUGGGCGCGUCUGGCCCGGCGCCCAUCUACUCGCCUCUCAUCUACAAUCCCUACAGGCGCUACGAGGCUUGGCGGUUCGUCAGCUACGCCCUCAUUCAUUCAGGCUGGCUACACCUCGUGACCAACCUCGUGAUGCAGCUCCUCUUCGGCGUCCUCCUCGAACUCGUGCAUCGCUGGUGGAGGAUCAUGCUGGUGUACGUCGCCGGUGUCCUUGCCGGGUCCCUCGCGCACUCCCUCACGGCCCCGUCCAUGUACCUGGCGGGGGCGUCGGGGGGAGUCUACUCGGUCAUGUACGCGCACGCGGGGAACCUCGUUUUGAACUGGUCGGAGAUGGAGUACCGCUGGCUUCAGCUGAUCAUCAUUAUCUUCGUCAGCGUCCUGGAUCUGAGCUACGCCUUCUACGACACCUACGGCAGCGCCACGCCCUCGAACACGGGGCACAUGGCUCACCUGGGCGGGGCCAUCGCGGGCGUGCUGGUGGGCGUGAGCAUCCUCCGGAACCUGCAGAGGAGGCGGUGGGAGCGGGUGUGCUGGUGGGUCUCCUUCACCAUCUACGUCAUCCUGGUUGGGACGGCGGUCAUCCUCAACGCUUCCCUGCAGGACUACUUCCCGAACAAUGACUACACUUCGUAUGCCGUCCUCAGGGCGGACUACCUCUCGCGGGCUACGUGAGAUGGCUGGGAGUGACGUCAUAGGUGGAGGUCACGGGGAAGAUGACGACAUAGGAGAAGGGGACGGAAAAAAUUGACAUACCAGAAGACGGAAGAAGAGGUGAUGAUCUAAAGGGGGGGGGGGGUCACACGAGCGCUUUAUCGCCAGCACGGCGUGCGAGGACUCCUUGACGCACGCGGAUUCGCAUGCGCAUGGGCUGGUUUUCAGCGCAUGACCAGCGUCGUUUGAAUGUAACCUCGCAAACGAACAGCAAAAAAAACUAUAAUAAUUGAAAAUAUGAAAUAAAUUGGUUUUGCAUUCUUUAUUAUACCUAUCGCAUCCAUUACUAUUUUUGUAAUUUUGUAUAUUAAGCACAGAUUGAUUAUCAAAUCAAAUUUAAUUUGACUAUGGAUGCAGCACCAUCUCUGUUUACACGGUUGCGUGUAAAUUUGCGAAAUAGUCAUUGCUUCUGGGAAAAGGCCCGUGCGGUCUCUAGUAGCGCUGUCCAUGUCUGGAACCGUUGUUCUCGAGCAAUAGGCCAAUGCGACCAGGGCGCGCGUGGAACGAGCAGUCAUUUGCACGCUUUGUUGGUGAUGAAAAUGUUCGUGUGAUUGGAAGUGAGCACGGAGGAGAAAAAUCGAUUUGGCUGAUCGACGUUUAUUGUCAGUAUAAGACCACCGCUUCAAGUCGUAAUUAGAUGAUUUUGAUCGCUCGAAAUUAUGGUCUGAAAGAGAUCAAAGUUUGAUGCGUCGUUCUAUCGGACAAUACACCGUUGCAGUGUCGGUACACCAGAUUAUAUAUAUAUAUAUAUAUAUAUAUAUAUAUAUAUAUAUAUAUAUAUAUAUAUAUAUAUAUAUAUAUAUAUAUAUAUAUAUAUACAUGUAUACACAAUAAAGCAAUCUGUGCCGAACAUUACCUUGAUCCAGGAACCAGGAUAUAUAAAUUUUUUUGUGCAUACAUAAAAUAGUUUAGCAUUUACAUAUUGGAACUGAACGAGAAUAACUGAUGAUCAGCCCAUGCAGGAACAGUUUCUGCUCAACCCCGAACUAAAACACAGAAGUGACGAUAGGCAUUAUUUAAGUUAAUGAUAAGUAAUAGGUUUUUACCUGACUGUACCCGGUUUCUUUGGGAAGAUGUUAAGACACUUUCAAAAAUAAAAAGAAAUCCCUUUCUUUCCAUGAGGCACUUUCCUAAUAACAAAACGUUUCUAUUCUUCCCGGUUUACAUAGUGGAAAAUAUCCAAGUUAGCCUUCAUUCUGGCUCUCAAUUUUGAUUGCGUACAAUGUGGGUGUCUUUUGAAAUAAUUAUUGUUUUGCUUUUGAUGUACAACUGUCCUUGUUAUUGCAGUGCCUUCAAUGUGUUCAUUAGACAGAUGCAAUGAGAAUGUCUUUAAAGUGUCCUUAAUGAGGAAAGUGUUUCAACAGUAGCCCAUAAAGACGUUUAUGGUUGAUUAAAAAUGCAGUAAGGAAAUAAAGUAAAACAGACUGGAAUAAAUUUAACUAUAUAAAAGAAAGAAACGGACAAAUCAAGACCGUGGAACAGGAAAAAAAUCCAGGCGUAAUACAUAAAGUUUAUCAUGAAAUCUCCAACCGACGUACACUGAUAUUCCAUGACGGCUUGCAAUAGUGAGUAAUCCUGCAAGGCCCUGGCACACUAGCACGUCAGUAUUACGUUUCCGCGUGAAUCCGAGGCACGCGGGGUGCUCACAGACGAAGGCGCAAACGACCGCUUUAUUUAUGAUUUUCGUCUUGAUCUUGUGCUGCAGACAGUCUAUACUACUAGAUUGUUUUGACUGAUGAAUAGAAUUAAAGGCCAUGCGAACAUAACCUAGUAUUAUAGAUUUCUCUUUUCUUUGCGUUCUUUACAUAUAGUAGCAUCCUUUACCUAUUCAUAUUUGUUUAAGAUAAUGUAUAUGAUGAUUCUUGUGACUCGCAACUAGUAAAUAUUCCGCACAACCAUGGAAAGGUUUGCUUUCUUGCUGCUGUUUCGUGGACGAGGUAUUUUUUCUUUUCUUUUCAUAGAAAGCAUGAGUCAGUACCCUAACUUGUGGUAUGUGCAUGACCUGCUGGUGAAAGUACAGGACUCGGAUGUGACCCUGUUUGUUUACACGUCAACGGUAUUCUCUGUAAACACGCAGGGUUGGAGUCAUCUGCGCGCACAAGUUCCUAG
Penaeus monodon (black tiger shrimp) is the source of this 3813-nucleotide messenger RNA. Its product is annotated as rhomboid-related protein 2-like. Gene Ontology annotation, molecular function: serine-type endopeptidase activity; calcium ion binding. The coding region runs from base 511 to 1665 and encodes 384 amino acids. The transcript has 9 exons. Lineage: Eukaryota; Metazoa; Arthropoda; Malacostraca; Decapoda; Penaeidae. The record is from RefSeq and is a predicted model, not a curated record. Gene Ontology annotation, cellular component: membrane.